Messenger RNA from Paramecium tetraurelia, 936 nucleotides. RefSeq lists its product as uncharacterized. The record is from RefSeq and is a predicted model, not a curated record. Lineage: Eukaryota; Ciliophora; Oligohymenophorea; Peniculida; Parameciidae. The transcript has 2 exons.
AUGUCUAUAAAUAUAAUCAAAUCUCAUAAAAUUGAAGUACCCAAACAAAGUGGGAAGAAAAAAUGUAUUGGGAUUUGUAUGAAAACAUCUCAAUUGUUUCGAUCAAAAAGCUUAGAUGGGUUUAUGAGACUUUUAUAAUAAACAUGCUAUCAAAAAUCAGAACAAUUCAUCGAUACAAGAUAAGUUAUUUCAACUACACGAUAACUGACCACUUAAAGGACUUUGAUGGAAUUUGGAUUUGUCAAUGGAAGAAGCUCUCCUAUCAAAAAGAAUAGAUAACAUUAGAGGAGUAGAUAAAAAAAUUAUAAAUUUCCGGAGUUAUAGUAUAAAAUAAGGAGAUUAAGUUGUGGAUGCGGUGAGUGUGGAAUGGUUGGCAGAAAGAUAAGGAAAUUUCAUGACAUUCUCAUUUCAAAAGUCAAAGAGGAGGAAGAAGAACAACCAUAAGAAAUUGUAAGAAAUGGGAAGAAAUUAAGGGGAAUUUUUAAUCAGGUGGCUAAAACUGCUAAAGUGUGCAUGAAUUUAAGAACUUUGCAAUCGGAACGAGAAAGGGAUGAGAAAGCGGAGUUUAGUCCUGAGGCAAAAUCAAGUGUUUUGGAGCUUUAAUGUAAGCAAGUAUCUCGAAAGAUCAUUUAGCAGAACUAAGUGAAUCAAUUACCAUUACUUAAGAAACCUUUAAUGAAAGAUUACAUUAGGAAAAUUAACAAUCUGAAUAAUCUAAUUGAAUAGACUUAACUGAUAACUAGUCAGUCUUCGACUCUGAUUAGAAAUUCAGCGCCUAAUUUGGAUGCCUUCGAAAAGAGACGAAGAGAAAGUCCAAUGUCGAAAAGAGAGCAAUCAACUCAUAGCUCUCGACAGAAACAAAAUGUAUACUUAAUAAAAUCACCUCUGAAUGGAAUAAACUUAUAGAAGUUCAGAGAGUUUAAAAUAAAAUAAUGA